AUGCAACUCCUUACCGCUCUCGUCUUGCUGGCGGCUACCGUCACCGCCAUGCCGACGGAGCCGCAGAGCAACGAGAUGAAUUUUGUUGUUAGACGAGAUACCUGGAAGAGGGCCAGCUGCGCCGUCGAACUCCCGAAACCGAAAUGCGCCAAUGCUUGCUGCGAGCUAGCCGGCGGCUGCAGCUCCCUCAACUGUGCCGAUUCCUACUGCAGGAUGUUUGCCCUCGACCAGCCUGACUAUUCCGCCGAGGGCAUGUUCCAUUAUGCUACGUGGUAUUUGUUGUAA
Molecule: messenger RNA, 285 nt
Organism: Chaetomium globosum CBS 148.51
Lineage: Eukaryota; Fungi; Ascomycota; Sordariomycetes; Sordariales; Chaetomiaceae
Exons: 5
Coding region: 1-285 (94 amino acids)
Source: RefSeq, a predicted model, not a curated record